AUGUCUUCAAGCACUAUCGGGUCAACACAAUGGAUGCCAGAAGUGCGAUGUUGGUGCGGCGAGGUUGCUCCGGUAAAGAUGUCAUGGAGUACUGCGAAUCCAGGGAAGAGAUAUAGAGCUUGUCCACAUUAUGGAGGCAACGGCAAUUGUUGGUAUUUUGAGUGGAUUGACAACGAUGUCUCCGAGCGUGUUUCCAGAGUCAUUAGAGGGCUAUUGAAAAGGUUGGAUAAGAAGGAGAUGGAAAUCCAAGAGUUACAAACACUUAUUGAAAAAGAAAAUGUUGCCCUUGUUUGUGUGGGAAUUGGGAUGGAAACUAGUGAACAAAGUCCCAAGCUUUUCCAGUUGAAGUAG
Messenger RNA from Ipomoea nil (Japanese morning glory), 351 nucleotides. RefSeq lists its product as uncharacterized. Bases 1 to 351 code for a protein of 116 amino acids. The transcript is spliced from 3 exons. NCBI's taxonomy places the organism in Eukaryota, Viridiplantae, Streptophyta, Magnoliopsida, Solanales, Convolvulaceae. Gene Ontology annotation, molecular function: zinc ion binding. The record is from RefSeq and is a predicted model, not a curated record.